Messenger RNA from Phytophthora infestans T30-4, 2619 nucleotides. Its product is annotated as adhesin, putative. Lineage: Eukaryota; Oomycota; Peronosporomycetes; Peronosporales; Peronosporaceae. Bases 1 to 2514 code for a protein of 837 amino acids. The transcript is spliced from 2 exons. The record is from RefSeq and is a predicted model, not a curated record.
AUGCCAGACGAUGAAAGUGGGAGCAAAGUUGAUCUGGAUGACCUAUUUAGUUCUAGUUCAAAAGCUCCAAGCUCCAGCAGCGACAACAAUCUAGAUGACCUAUUACUUGGUUCAUCGUCCAAUAGCGAUGAAAGUGCACAAUCGGACUCGUCCUCAAGCGAUGAAAAUGCAGACAGUGAGGAAAGCGGUAGCGAGGAGAAUAGCAGCUCGGCUGAAGCCUCCAUGGCGACGGCUUCAUUAUCAGCGUCAGCUUCCGUUGAUGGCAGUGGAUCUGCGUCGUCCGGUAGUGGUAGUAGUAACAACGGCGAGGAUAGCCUUCUCGACUCGACUUUCGGAUCGCAGGGUGCAAGCGCUUCGUUGAGUGCCAGUGAGUCCUGGGACGAUGUGUUUAAGAAUGAUUCCGAGACCGAUUCCGCUAGUGAGGACGAGUCUGCGGCUAGCAGCUCAUCCGGAACAGAGGCUUCGGAUUCUGCUGCAACAAAGGCUCCUGAUGCUGCAGCUACUGAAACACCAGUAACGACAGAAACCCCUGCGCCUGUCGUCUCCGAGGAAGACUCUGUCCAGCUAAGUGAAAGCGUUGGUGGUCCCCAUGGAAACGAAUUCACGGAUAAAGCUGCAGUAUCUGGAGGGCAAACCAUUGCGUCGAUUACGAUUAGAGCUGGUAAGCGUGUAGAUGGUAUUUCACUUAAAGUCACAGCACCUACCGCGACGAUAUUCACUCACGGUGGAACCGGAGGAGACUUGAAUACUCUCUCGCUUGGUGCUGGUGAGUACAUCACGUCGAUGGAGGCUCAUUGGGGAAAGAGAAAUGACCACACACGCAUUUUCUAUUUGAGCUUUGGUACGAGUGCGGGUCACACGAUAUCGGGAGGAACAAAGACUGCAGAAAGCAAGUCGCUACACCAUCGGUGUCAUCAACGUCGGCUUCUGCGUCGGCAUCGACCGCAGCAUCGGAUGCGUCGGAAAGCCGAGCCGGCCAGCGAGGACGCGUCUGCGGCCAGCGAAGACACAUCUGCGGCCAGUGAGGAAACCGGAAGCUUGUCGGAAUGGACGACUACACCGGUGAAGGGCAAGAAGACUCCGUCUACCGAGUCAGCGUCCGCCUCGACGUCGGCUUCUGCGUCGGCAUCGACUGCAGCAUCGGAUGCGUCGGAAGCCGAGCCGGCCAGCGAGGACGCGUCUGCGGCCAGCGAAGACACAUCUGCGGCCAGUGAGGAAACCGGAAGCUUGUCGGAAUGGACGACUACACCGGUGAAGGGCAAGAAGACUCCGUCCACCGAGUCAGCGUCCGCCUCGACGUCGGCUUCUGCGUCGGCAUCGACUGCAGCAUCGGAUGCGUCGGAAGCCGAGCCGGCCAGCGAGGACGCGUCUGCGGCCAGCGAAGACACAUCUGCGGCCAGUGAGGAAACCGAAAGCUUGUCGGAAUGGAUGACUACACCGGUGAAGGGCAAGAAGACUCCGUCCACCGAGUCAGCGUCCGCCUCGACGUCGGCUUCUGCGUCGGCAUCGACUGCAGCAUCGGAUGCGUCGGAAGCCGAGCCGGCCAGCGAGGACGCGUCUGCGGCCAGCGAAGACACAUCUGCGGCCAGCGAAGACACAUCUGCGGCCAGUGAGGAAACCGGAAGCUUGUCGGAAUGGACGACUACACCGGUGAAGGGCAAGAAGACUCCGUCCACCGAGUCAGCGUCCGCCUCGACGUCAGCUUCUGCGUCGGCAUCGACUGCAGCAUCGGAUGCGUCGGAAGCCGAGCCGGCCAGCGAGGACGCGUCUGCGGCCAGCGAAGACACAUCUGCGGCCAGUGAGGAAACCGAAAGCUUGUCGGAAUGGACGACUACACCGGUGAAGGGCAAGAAGACUCCGUCCACCGAGUCAGCGUCCGCCUCGACGUCGGCUUCUGCGUCGGCAUCGACUGCAGCAUCGGAUGCGUCGGAAGCCGAGCCGGCCAGCGAGGACGCGUCUGCGGCCAGCGAAGACACAUCUGCGGCCAGUGAGGAAACCGGAAGCUCGUCGGAAUGGACGACUACACCGGUGAAGGGCAAGAAGACUCCGUCUACCGAGUCAGCGUCCGCCUCGACGUCGGCUUCUGCGUCGGCAUCGACUGCAGCAUCGGAUGCGUCGGAAGCCGAGCCGGCCAGCGAGGACGCGUCUGCGGCCAGCGAAGACACAUCUGCGGCCAGUGAGGAAACCGGAAGCUCGUCGGAAUGGACGACUACACCGGUGAAGGGCAAGAAGACUCCGUCCACCGAGUCAGCGUCCGCCUCGACGUCGGCAUCAUCAUCGUUGGAUGCCUCAUUGUUUGCUUCUGAUUCUACUGAUAGCCAUGUUGACGACUCAAGCUACCCAUUGGAAGGUAGUCAAAACUCUGAUUCUCCGAUUCAAAUGGCGGAUGAACCCAUUUCGACGAAAGCUCAACGUAUACGAGGCUCAACCAAGUUUGCGAAGCCGUCACAAUCUCUCCGUGGGAGUACAUUCAGCUCGUCUGACUCGGAUAAUACCCCUUUCCAGCAAUCCUAAACCAUGAAGAUGAACUGAAGGAGUGGGUGUCGACGUAAGACUCCCACGAUGCGUUCUCUGAUGAAAAAGGCGUAACCAAUACACUGCGUAUACCUACUUGUUUCA